GUUACCCUUUCCCCACUGCUCCUCCUGUGGAUCCAUUUGCAAAAAUCAGAGUGGAUGAUUGUGGAAAAACCAAGGGAUGCUUCAGGUAUGGUAAACCUGGAUGCAAUGCAGAGACUUGUGAUUACUUUCUAAGUUACCGUAGAAUAGGAGCCGAUGUGGAAUUUGAGUUGAGCGCUGAUACUGAUGGCUGGGUGGCGGUGGGAUUUUCCUCAGACAAGAAAAUGGGAGGAGAUGAUGUCAUGGCUUGUGUUCAUGAUGAUAACGGAAGAGUCCGGAUACAGCAUUUCUAUAAUGUCGGUCAGUGGGCUAAAGAAAUCCAGAGAAAUCCUGCUAGAGAUGAAGAAGGGGUUUUUGAAAACAAUCGUGUAACAUGUCGAUUCAAGCGCCCUGUGUAUGUUCCCCGAGAGGAAACCAUAGUAGACCUGCACUUGAGCUGGUACUAUCUGUUUGCUUGGGGGCCAGCAAUUCAGGGUUCUAUAACUCGUCAUGAUAUAGACUCACCACCUGUAUCAGAGCGUGUUGUCAGUAUUUACAAGUAUGAAGAUAUCUUCAUGCCAUCAGCUGCCUAUCAGACCUUCUCUUCUCCAUUCUGCUUGCUCCUCAUUGUUGCACUGACCUUCUAUUUAUUGAUGGGAACCCCAUGACCGAUGGAAAAUAGCAAGAGUUUGUCAGUGGAAGUUUCUCAGGAUGGAUGGCUAAAUGGAUGGACAAUGAAUUUUUCUAUUGGAAUUUAUAUCACACCACCAUCAUCAUCUAGCUGCUUUUGAACAUAGUUAGCUUCUCAGAAGAAUGAAAUAACCACCUCCUUUGAGCGGCAGAGUGGUGACAAAUCAUUUAAGAAUAAUCAGCAAACACAUAGGAGAAUAUUUUCAGUGUUGUGACUACUUGCUUAAAGAAAAAGAGACUUUUGUAAAAUCAAUGUGUGUGUAUGUGUUUUGGAGGGGUGUUCUGUAUGUGUGU
Molecule: messenger RNA, 960 nt
Organism: Phaethon lepturus (White-tailed tropicbird)
Lineage: Eukaryota; Metazoa; Chordata; Aves; Phaethontiformes; Phaethontidae
Gene: FRRS1L
Product: ferric-chelate reductase 1-like
Exons: 4
Biological process (GO): regulation of glutamate receptor signaling pathway
Source: RefSeq, a predicted model, not a curated record